AUGAAAGAACCCCGGAUUUUCCCCAGAGAGCGGCCAACUCCUUGGACCCGUGCUCCGCUGCCACCCCGAGGACGGCUGGACGGUUCGCUGGGACCACAGGGGGGUCCUGUUCUGAGCACAGGACACCCCCUGAGUGGGAACUCAGAUCCCUUCCUCAUGGCUGGUUCACUUGGUGGGAAUCUGGGCCCAUUUCCAAGGAACCCCUCUUCUUUUCCGACUCCAUCAGCCUCGUUGGCUUCAAAUCCAGCACCCUUCCCUGCCGGUGCUCGUGACCCAAGUAUGACUUCCUUUCCAAGAGGGAUGAAUCUCACUGGUACAAGCGCAGUUUCUUUCCCACGGCCUGGUGGCCUCUUGGGUCCAGGCCCAGGCCCGCUGUCUAAUUCAAGGUUAGGAGGGCUCCCAGGCCAAGGUCCUAUGCCCAACCCAAGGACAAGUGGUCUCCUAGGAGCGGGUCCUGACUCCAGAAGUGGCGGCCCCAUGGGCUCUGGACCUGGGCACAACUUGAGAACAGGUGUCCUUUUGUCCUCUGGGAAUGGUCCUCCCAAUCCUAGGCAGGUUGGCCAUGGCCAUGGCCCAGGACCAAGUCCCAACUUGAGAUCAGGCUUCUUGGGUUCAAAUCCUGCUCCCAGGUCAGGGAUGUUUCAAGGCCCAGGUCUUGGACCCAGCACAAGGGCAGGUGGCCUGGGUCCAGGCCUUGGGCCCAACCCAAGGGCAGGUGGCCUGGGUCCAGGCCUUGGGCCCAACCCACGAGGAAGUGGCCUAGGUCAGGGCCCUAAUCUAGACACCAGGGCAGGUGGUGGCCUCUUGGGCACAGGGUCUGGUCUUAACUUAAGAAUGACUGGACCUCAAGGUCUUGAUCUUGCUCCCAUUCUAAGAGCAGCAGGUCUUUUGGGAGCAAAUUCAGCUUCUUUCUCACAAGCUUCUGGAAACAUGGGCACAAACCCUUCCUCCAUGGCAAGAGUCCCUGGCCCCAUUGGCCCAAAUGCUGGUCCUAGCUCUCGAGGAAUUGGCUUUCCAGGACCAAAUCCAUCUCCCAUGUCAAGGGCAUCUGGCCCCAUGGGCCCUAAUUCAGCUCAUUUCUCAAGGCCCUCUGGCCCCGUGGGAAUAAAUGCCAACCCCUUCCCCAGGGGAACAGGUCCAGGGGGACUGAACCCAACUGCCUUCACUCAGUCUUCGGGCUCAUUGGCUUCAAAUCCUACUACCUUUCAAAGGUCUGCUAGCCUCCAGGGCUCAAGUCCAACAAUUUUCCCAAGAGCUUCUGGGCCAUUAGGCCCCACCCCAUCUAACUUCUCAAGGGCCACUGGCCUGCAGGGUCCAAGUUCAGCCACCUUUCCAAGGUCUACUGGCCCAUUAGGCCCUGGACAAGUGGGUUUUUCCAGAUCUGCUGCUGGGCCCCUGGGCUCUUCCGCAGGCCCUGCAGGUCUUAACCCAGCCCCCUUUGCAAGGCCAACUGGGACCCUGGGUCUAAACCCAGCUUCCUUUCCAAGGAUGAAUGGGCCUGUAGUCAAGACUCUGGUCCCAUUUCCUAGGGUGGGGGGCCUCCCUGGCACACACCCAGCUGCUUUCCCCAGACCAGGGGGUCCAAUGGCUACGAUGUAUCCAAAUGGGAUGUUACCACCGUAAAUAGCAUUUUUGCCCAGCACCACUUGGGUGCCUGGGCACAGUUGUUCUGGGCAAAGCUGCCCUUUAGGUAAAAGGGUAGAUCUGGAGCUAUGAUCAGAUGAACAUAGCUGAGGCUCAAGUUCUUAGGAGCCAUAUUUUUCAAACUCUGCUUAUUUCUUGAGUAAAGGUGAAAUGCUUUUGUGGGACAUGGACUUUGGCUGGCGGAACGCUCCUAGCUUUGAGAGAGAAACUCUCCAGCCUUGCAGAAGUCUGCUGUGUUUGUCCCACAGCUUUCUGCCCCUCAUUUCUUAACUAGUUUCUUGAAUCGUUCUUGUGGACUUUUCCUCAGGGAUACAUUGGCCUGCAGGUCCCAAUUUAUAUGUAUUCCCCUGCUCACCACUGGAGAAUCGGCUCACUGCUCUAUAGAAACCUUGCAAUGGUGAAUGGACCGUGCUUCGAUAGCUGUGCCCUGGGCAGCUUGAACCUGGUCAUCCUCUACUGCCAUACAUUUCCCUGGGGGCUUGAACACAGAAACCGGGAAGGUGGGCCACCACUUCAGAGACCCACCAAAUACACUUCCUGCCACCGGAUGCUCCCUUCUCCGGGGACUUUGAGGUGGCCAGAAUUCAGGCCUACUGCUCCUCCAGCUCCCUCUCCACUGGUACUCCCAAUCAAAGAACCUCAAAAUCUAAACUGACGGGGAGGGAAUGUUGAAACGGGUGGGGGUGGGACAGAGAAGGGAGAAAAAUCACUGUGCUUUUGUUCACCCUGGUGUCAAGGACAAUUGCCGUCUUUCCUGCAUUGUAUCUUUUCUUACUGUUUCUUUAAUAAAAGGGAUGAGAGGGC
Messenger RNA from Echinops telfairi (small Madagascar hedgehog), 2448 nucleotides. It is a transcript of the gene DERPC, whose product is annotated as DERPC proline and glycine rich nuclear protein. The record is from RefSeq and is a predicted model, not a curated record. The transcript has a single exon. NCBI's taxonomy places the organism in Eukaryota, Metazoa, Chordata, Mammalia, Afrosoricida, Tenrecidae. The coding region runs from base 1 to 1623 and encodes 540 amino acids.